Molecule: messenger RNA, 1302 nt
Organism: Lodderomyces jiufengensis
Lineage: Eukaryota; Fungi; Ascomycota; Pichiomycetes; Serinales; Debaryomycetaceae
Gene: NCS2
Product: Ncs2p
Exons: 1
Coding region: 1-1302 (433 amino acids)
Biological process (GO): tRNA wobble position uridine thiolation
Cellular component (GO): cytosol
Molecular function (GO): tRNA binding; sulfurtransferase activity
Source: RefSeq, a predicted model, not a curated record
AUGAAAGCAAUAGAAUAUCUCAGCACAGAAGAAGUUUGUCAAAAAUGUAAGAAGAAUCAAACUAUCUUGAAAGCCAGAAAUGAAUUAUACUGCAAAGAUUGUUUCCUUAGACUUAUUCGUGGAAAACAAAGAAAACAAAUGUCAGAUGAAAAAUACAAAAUCAAUUAUAAAAAAACUACUAGUGAAAAAGUAUUAUUAGCAUUUUCAGGAGGUGUUUCGUCAUUAGUUCUAUUAGACGUGCUAGCUAACUUAAUUGUUGAACAAAUAGAAGCACAUAAUGGAUUACGGGGAUUUGACUUGGUCAUUGUUAAUUUAAAUGAAUACGAAUAUAAAUCACUAUCUGCAAGAAUUGAGACAAUACUACCUGAAUUAUUAAAAAGAUAUAAUGUGGAUAUACAAGUCAAAAUUUUGUCAUUAGACUCGUACGUGAAUAAAAAAAAUUUAUAUGCCAUAUCAUUGGACCAUGAAUUUACCAUCUUUGCAAAUUCAAUUCAAGCUGAUACAACUAUGAUGAAUUUACUCGAAAGCUGUGCAAAUAAAUCAUCAGCCGAAGACUUACUAUCAAUAUUACUAGAUCAAUUAUUGUUGAAAGUUGCAGUUGAAGAAAAAUGUAAUACUGUAGUCUACGCACAUUCGAUGACUAGAAUUGCAAAUGAAAUAAUAGCAUUAACUGUUAAAGGACGUGGUUCAACGAUACACAAGUCAAUAUCAGAUAGAAAGGAGAUUUAUGAAGGUAAAGAAAUAAAUAUAAUCUACCCACUAAGAGAUGUUUUGUUCGAUGAGAUUGUUGAAUAUGCAAAAUUAUCUGAAUUGCAAAACUAUAUUGUAGACUCAACAAUAUCCAAAUCGAGGGUAUCCAAAAAUUUAACGAUAAAGGAUCUUGUUUCCAACUACUUUACAAACUUAAAUCAAACAGGCUAUGCAUCAACUGCGUCAACAGUCAUGAAAAUUGGUCAAAAGCUAACAUCACCACAAUCAAAUGAACUUAAAAUUAUAUGUAAAAUAUGUGGUUCAGAGAUAUAUCAUGAUCCUAAAACCUGGUUAAAAACAAUAACCGUGAAUGAUCCAGCUCCAAUUGCAACUGAGGAAGAAGAAGAAUACGUAAAGAUGUAUUUCUCAAAUAAAGACCAAAAACAUAAAUUUGACGGAGAAAAUAUUGAUUUAUGUUAUGGAUGUAUUACAACUUUAAAUGGUACCAAUGAUUUUGUCUGGCCAAUACAACCCUCAAUUAAUCUUAAAUAUGAUAAUUCCACUAGUAAAAUAAUUGAUGAAUUUGUUUUAACUGAUAAUGAAGAAGAUUAA